CAGGCAGCCAGUGCAGCUCGGUUCAACUGUGAGCCGCAGGAUCAUAUUCCUUACUCGGACUAAAGCGGAGAAAAUGUCAAUCUUUGGCAGAUAACUUAUUCUGAAUCGACUUCUUGUGAUGUAUCCGGACACAAAGUAUGGCAGUGACCUUUAAAAACUGACACAAAAAAAGAAGAAGAGUCAGUGAAGCGAUGAUGAACUCAGGCAUGCACAAGCCACCUGUGGCCCCAAAACCAAAGCUUGUCCAGCCCCAGAGGCCAGGGAUGUCUCCCGCAACCCCUAAGAGAGACGGCCUCUCACUUCCAUCUCCUGGCACACCGAGAAGUGUUAAACCCGCGUUGGCCCCCAAACCUUGCCUCUCCAAACUCACCACUGCUGUGGAAUCCAAACCACUGGCUUCAAAGAGCCCGCACCAAACAUCUGUGACAGAAACCCUGUGGACUGAAGGUCUUCUUAACUCCCAAAAUGGAAUACAGCAAGAGAACAAAAAGCCAGAUUGGGAUUAUAUUAUUCCUAUUUGUCUGUGUAGCAAUGAAAACUGCAUGUGCAUCAGGAAGACAUCAGUAAACAAAAUGGAGAAAACGUUGCACAAACAUCAAGAAAACAUAAAGCUUCCUUCAUCUCGAGGUACUGUGGAUAAUGGUGAAGAGAAAAUGAGCACUGCCUCCUCCAACACCCAGCUCACAAACCAUAAACCUCUUCAAGAAACCUUUACUUUGGACAAAAAUCUCAACACAAACAUCAGUACUGUGAGUGUUAGGCCGUCCCUUCCUCAUAGAACGUGGAGCGAUGAGGCAAAUUGUAACGUAAUACCUCAGAGUGCACCUGGGCGAGAACCAGAGGAAGAUGCUUUUGGCUCAGAGCAAAUGUCUUGCGUGCCACAACCCAAACCAGUCCCUGCAACGCCUAGGAAGCCCAUCCCUGUCCCUGUACCACGGAAACCCAGAAUGGCUAUGCUGGUCCGCCAGGAAAAGGUGGAGGAGGAGAGGGAAGAGAUUGUAAGCCAGGAAGGGAGAAAUAUGAACGUCAGAGAGGUGAAAGUGUCAUCAGAGGGGAAGGGCAACUCAUCACUGUCUAUCAGCGUACCUGUUAAAAAGCAGACAUUUUGUCCAUCUGCGAGAAACACCUGCACUAUGCCUGCCCCUCCGCCCAGGAAAAAGCCUUUUCUGUCUGCACCUGAGAAAGCACCGACCUCUGCUCCUCAGCCACUCCCAAAGGAUGUGGAGGAGGAAGACCUGGGUUGGGACAGCAGCAGCCACGAGAUGGAGGUAUGGGUUGACAAGGAAGAUGAUGAGGUGGAGAAGGAGAAGGACGGAUCGCACGAUCAGGAGGCAGUCUACACUGACUUCACACAUAGUCCUCCUGCUAGCGGUUCUCUCAAUCAACCAGAGCUCAGCCUAGAGCCGCCUGCCAUCACUGUGGCAGUAGAGGAUGUGCCGGUCAAGGUGACUCCAAAGAAACCCCAGAGACACAGCAGCCCGAUGGCAUGGAUGCAGAAGCAGGAAUAUUCUGAGGAGAAAGAAGAGGGGAAAUUAGGAGAUAAUGAGAAGAGGCAGGCCCUUCCUAUGCAAGAUUGUGUUUUGAAGGAGCGAGUAAUGAGGGACCUGCCUUCGCCUCCAGCUGGGAAGACAAGCAGAAACCUCUUUUCGGCUGGAGCCAUCAAGCCUUCUCGGUCGAGCCUGGGCAAACAGCGAGCCAAGUCGUUCUCUGCUGCUGACCUCCAUCGUUCUGACGGUCAGAAGAGGAACUCUUUCCGGAAACUGCUGGACUUGAAGCUCUCGGUGAAGAUUUUUCCUAAGCUGAUAGUAAAAGGAGGCCAGAACUUAGACUGCGUUGCAAAUGACAAUGAACAAAGCGUGGACGAGGACGCGUGUCAGAACUUCCGCGAGCAUCUCAGGUCUAGUCGUAAAUUCUCCUGUCCGCUGAUUGGAGUAGAGCAAAGCGUGGAUGGAGAUGAGGUUUCUCCUGGAGGACAGCAGGAUGUUUACUAUGAGAACAUCGCUCACUAUGAGGAGAUACCAGACUACAUGAAUGUGCAAGUGGGAAGGGCAGCGUCAUCCCUUCGGGCCUCCUUCUCGCAGCCUGACGUCUGGCAGAGCCCAAUGUAUAACGAUGAGGGCAUUUAUGAGGAGCAGGAGCCAUAUUUGUCCUUUGAGAAAAACACUGAACACCAACAGAGUCAGUCACCGACAGACUGUGAGAGAAGCUCUGUCGAUGAGGAGGUGCCCCCCCUGGAUGAUGGCCCCUCGGAUGAUGAUAUUGUGGCCAACAUGUCAGAUGAGGAGGACUAUAGCAGCUCCAUCUCAAGUAAAGGAGACCCUGAGCAGCCAGAGGAGAGUCCGACACAGAGUGGACAGAAGAAGAGCAAGAUUCAUCACAUCGCCACAGAAAUUAUGAGCUCUGAGAGUGUAUUUGUUGACGUCCUGAAGUUGCUUCAUGUUGACUUCCGCGAUGCGGUGUCCAAAGCGCCUGGUCAGAGUGGGAAGCCUGUGAUUGAGGAGCGGCACCUCAAUCAGAUCCUGUACUACCUCCCGCAGCUCUACGAACUCAACCAAGACCUGCUCAGAGAGCUGAAGGAAAGAGUCGCCAAAUGGCACGAUAAUGCCCAGCUAGCAGACAUUUUCCUGAAGAAAGGGCCCUACCUGAAGAUGUACUCCACAUACAUCCGCGAGUUUGACAAGAAUGUGGCUCUACUGGAAGAGCAGAGUAAGAAGAACCCAGCAUUUGGCGCAGUGGUACGGGAAUUUGAGGCCGGUCCACGCUGUGCCAACUUGGCUCUGAAGCAUUACCUCUUGAAGCCUGUUCAGAGGAUUCCUCAGUAUCAGCUGUUGCUCACAGACUAUCUGAAAAACCUGUCUGAAGACUCAAACGAUUACAAGGACACACAAGCUGCCCUUGCAAUUGUGAAAGAGGUAGCCAAUCAUGCCAACGACAUCAUGAAGCAAGGGGAUAACUUCCAGAAGCUGAUGCAGGUGCAGUGCAGUCUGAACGGCCACCAUGAGAUAGUCCAACCUGGGCGGAUCUUCCUGAAAGAAGGAAUUCUGAAGAAGUUGUCCAGGAAGGUCAUGCAGCCCAGAAAGUUCUUCCUGUUUAACGACACGUUGCUUUACACCACUCCUGUUCAGUCAGGCCAGUUCAAGUUAAAAAACAUGUUAUCUCUGGCUGGGAUGAAGGUUAGCAAACCAAGCCAAGAGGCCUAUCAGAAUGAGCUGAACAUUGAGAGCGUGGAGCGCUCCUUCACUCUCUCUGCAAGUUCAGCCACAGAGCGAGACGAAUGGCUCGAGGCCAUUUCUAAGGCGAUCAGUGACUACACCAGGAAGAAGAUCAGUUUUAUAACUGGCAAGUCGCUAGAAGAGGCAGAGCUGAGCGAUUGUGAUGAUGGUGCCCUUUUGGGAUCCAAAGCCCCUAUUUGGAUCCCAGACCCACGGACCACCAUGUGUAUGAUCUGUGCCUGUGAGUUCACCUUAACAUGGAGGCGACAUCACUGCCGUGCAUGUGGAAAGGUGGUGUGUCAGUCUUGUUCCUCCCAAGAAUACUGUCUUGAAUACCUAAAGAACCAGCUAGCACGAGUGUGUGACCAGUGUUUCGUUGUUCUUCAGCAGCAGAAAAGUGAGCGAGCCCUAUCAGCAGCUGUCUCCCCUGGAAACAGAGCUACCUUUGCUUUCUCCAGGAGGCAGAAGAAAAUACCUGCGGCCCUCAAAGAGGUGUCAGCAAACACAGACUCCUCCAUGAGUGGGUAUCUGCAGAGGUCAAAGGGCAAUAAGAAGCAGGGGAAGAGGCUGUGGUUCGUCAUCAAAGACAAAGUCCUGUACACGUAUGCUGCAAGUGAGGAUGUUGCAGCCCUAGAAAGUCAGCCCCUGUUAGGGUUUAUGUUGAAAGUGGAUUCAUCACAAAAGUUACAGUUUAAACUUUACCACAAAAACACGCUUUACUACAUUUUUAAAGCUGAUGAUGUCCAAACAGCACAGAGAUGGAUCGACUCAUUCAAGGAGGCCACGGUGCUUUAAUAUCAGUCGACAGUGUGUGUAGCUGUGCCCUUGCGUAUAAAUAUGUUUUACCUCAGUGCUCUCUGAAUUCUACAAAAAGCAUCUGGAGACACCGCAUUAGUUCCACUGACAUAAAAUCCAAAUGUAUUUCAUUGCUUUUGUCAUUUAGUUACCUUUUACAUUGUUUUAAGAGCACUCCUGUGGAGGUGGGAAUUACCCAUGUUAUUUUGGAUUUUUUAAUCAUGUAGCUACAACUUAAGAAUCGUACCACAAUCAUCUCUAGCUAUUUUAGACUGGUACUUUUGUUUAUUAGUUUUAGUAAUCUGCACAGAUACGUUAAUAAAAGCCCAAUGUUGGUAGAUUUGUAAUGAAUACUGUCAUAACAUUUUGACCCACAUUUACCGAAUAAUUUUUCCAGGUCAAAACAAAUCGUAUAGAUGUUUCUGGAUGUUAAUAAUUACUUUAUUUUACACUUGUGAAGUUGACUAUAGAACACACAAUGUGCACUUAUCAUGCUUGUGUAGGAAACUAUCACCUCACAUUAUUAAGCCUUUCUGUAGCUUUGAAACUAACCUACAGUCUUAAUUUGUAUCUGGAAUAUUCACUGUUUGAACACAACUGUACCAUAAUGUGUACUGCACUUAAGUGACUCAAAUGACUGUACAUAGAUAAUAUCCCUACACAGAUAGCCUCUUUAAAUAUAGAGGAUUGUAAAUUAAUUGUAUUAAAUCUCACUUUUACUGGUUAAAUUCUGUCACUGAAAUAAAUUUUUGUUUUUACUGUG
Morone saxatilis (striped sea-bass) is the source of this 4770-nucleotide messenger RNA. Its product is annotated as FYVE, RhoGEF and PH domain-containing protein 6-like. The record is from RefSeq and is a predicted model, not a curated record. NCBI's taxonomy places the organism in Eukaryota, Metazoa, Chordata, Actinopteri, Moronidae. The transcript is spliced from 21 exons. Gene Ontology annotation, cellular component: cytoplasm. The coding region runs from base 192 to 4007 and encodes 1271 amino acids. Gene Ontology annotation, molecular function: guanyl-nucleotide exchange factor activity; metal ion binding.